Chiroxiphia lanceolata (lance-tailed manakin) is the source of this 528-nucleotide messenger RNA. RefSeq names its product sentan, cilia apical structure protein (gene SNTN). Gene Ontology annotation, molecular function: transition metal ion binding. The record is from RefSeq and is a predicted model, not a curated record. NCBI's taxonomy places the organism in Eukaryota, Metazoa, Chordata, Aves, Passeriformes, Pipridae.
AUGUGUGGCUGCAGAGCAAGCAUUCCCAGCACGGAGCAGUACUCGGUCAAUCAGCCAGCUCCUGCUUCCACCAAAAAAAGCCCUUUGUCUGCUACAGGCAUGCCCAAGUGCAGUAUACCCAUAGCCAAGCAGCUGGCAUCAAUAAAAGCUCUAGGACAAGGCUCAGACCUUGAAAAAGCUUUUGCUACAGUGGCUUUGGUGUAUAACAACAAUGCUGACCCCGAGGGCAAGCUCAGCAGAGCUGAAACCAAGAGCUUGCUGCAAACCCAGUUUUGGCACUUCAUACAGGGCCAGAAAACAAACCAAAAUACCAGGAGAUAAUUUUCUGACCUGGAUAAGGAGCCAGAGAACAAUGAUUUUGAAGAUUUCAUGAUGACAUUAGUCAUGCUCACUUUAAUGUCUGACCUCCUGCAGGAGAUCAAAAACGUGAAAACCACAAAAUGAUCUGUGCUUUAAAAGGAGAAAUAGCUUGACACUUUAUAAGGAAGGCAUGAGUGAAUUACACACAGAUAUCAGCGUGUGCCUGGA